Molecule: messenger RNA, 8285 nt
Organism: Nomia melanderi (Alkali bee)
Lineage: Eukaryota; Metazoa; Arthropoda; Insecta; Hymenoptera; Halictidae
Source: RefSeq, a predicted model, not a curated record
UUUCGAAAGGCGCGUCCUGGCUCCGUCGCUUUCGAGCUCGGGCUUUUACUCGUCGACGAGCUUUCGUGCUGGAGCGUGUGUGUCUUUCUUCGCGUAUCCGAGAAACGAACAAGAAAUAAUAGGAGAGUAAAGGGGUUUCUCGCGUUCCUUGCGUUCUCCUGGACAAAUAUUUCCGCAUCUUGAACAGAACACGUUACGUUAGUUCCACCCACCGAGUGUAAAUCGAGUCGGUUCGCCCGCGAAAAUGUAACAACCGAGUGGAUAGGUUCCUCAGAAAUUGCUUUCGAUCGAGAGGUCAAGUUGGAAGAUCGGUCCCCGCGCUGUAGAUCGCCAGUGAAUCAUCUCGACGAGAAGCUCCAUGGCGUGAGGCAUCGGAACGGUGAACCGCCUACCCCUUUGUGAAAGUCUGAAGCUUGACAAAAGUCAGGAUGCACGCGGUUGGAUUGCACUCGGCGCUGGCCAUCAAGCGUCAGAGAAAGCGUCGGGACGAGCAGCGUCGUGCCCGCGAACGACGUUAUAGCGCACAAUCGGGCGACAGUGGCUUGACAUCGCCCAGGGCAUCGACCGGUUCUUUGGACCAUCACCCGAGACACCACAAAUCCGGCCAUUCGAAUCAUUCCGCUGGACAAGGGAUGUUGGACACAAAGGUUAUCACGUCGAUUGGAAUGCUUCACAUUGGCGUCGUCUUUCUGGUCCUCGGCGCGUUUCUCUUGAUGAGUGGUUUGCUACCCGGUGACUUGUCUCAGUGGGGUUCCAAAACUUCCAAAGGAUGGUGGAACGAACUGGUGGCUAUCGGAUUGUUCGCCGUUUUCGUCGGAGUGUUGUUGAUUAUCCUGAAUCGAGUGAUCGCUAAGAAAGAGGAAAACGACUUGGAGGAGUACGUUCAAAGGCAACUGACUAGAUCCAGAUCAGGACACAGACUUGAAAGAGAUGCGGAGACCGGAGUACUGACCACCAAACACACCAGGAGAGUACGACAGAUGCAGCAAGCAGCUUCGAGCGCAUCCAUCGAGACGGAGAACGAGAAAGAUUCGGGGUCUCCUCCUAGGAGUCCUCCACCCGCUUAUUCGCCUCCGCCGACGGUGAACGGGGAUCACCAGGCUGUGCAAUCGGCGCUCUACCUGGAGCAAAUUACCGAGGAGGAGAUCAUCAGCGACCGCGUAGAAACAUCGACGACCAAUAGCUUGAGCCCUGGCUCGCCCAGCGAGACCAGAGAAUUGUUACAGAACCCUCGGCAUUCGAAGCAGAAUGGAAACCCGCAGCAGGUUCAUCGGCCGCUUUACGUAUCUAGAAUCUAGAUAGGUGGAAAUCUUUCAAAUCGUUUCUAAAGUAGAACGACCGUGGAAAUGCCAUAGCGAGAGCCAGUUUCUGUUAGGCAAUUUAUACAAUGACAAGUGUUUUUCUAACCUGAUAUUGUGAAACUAUAUGUUUCGAACUUGUUCGCAUUACUUUCUCGAUUUAUCUAAAUUGGUCGAUUACAUUCGAGCGACACGAGAUGGAAAUUUACUUCGAAAUUACUUUCUAAUUACUUCCAAACAUACUUGGUAAAAGGCAAAUAUAUGUUCAUCAAACGAAGAACGUACGGAGACUCGAUGAGUAUCCGACCAUUCGGCAAGCAGUUUUCUAUAUCUUGAGGAAAAGUUAAUUGUUCUCGGGCUUACAUACUUACUGUUAUAAUACGCUAAGGUGAUACUCCGAGCUUCUGUAUCUUUCAUAUUCUGUCGGUGGAAAUUAUCGAGAACUCACAAGUCGUUUCUUGAGGCGGUCUUCAUAGAAUGCUAAUACCUCGGUAGAUCUCCGCAGUAACCGAUUUUAAUCAAACUGUCAAAUAUUUCAAGAAUUCCACGUUUCGAACAACUUUUUCCUUUAAAAAAAAUGUUGCUGACAUUUAGUUUCCGAGACAAUCAGGAAAAAUUGUUGGUAUUGUACAUUGAAUUUUAUAUACGUGAGCGCAUCUGUGAGACGAUUACAGGCAUAACCGCGCGGCCGCUGUGGCUUGCAUCAAUCAAUCCUCGAUUUUCUCAGGUUACGUGUACUCUUCCCGACAAAAGUUAUAUUAAUAUUGAAAUGAAUUUGCAUAGUAAAUGCAUUCCCCUCCCAAACAGACUAGCCUAUAUCGAUAUUUAGUAUCAGAGUAAAACUCAUUUCUACAUUUUCUCAUAUAUAUAUAUAUAUAUAUGAGAAAAAGUAUGAAAUUGUCGCGAUCGAGUCAAAACUUUUGUAACAAAGUGUACCCAUAUGAAAUCCGACAAGGCGUCAGCCGGUGCCCAGUCACGCGGUAUGCUUGCGGUCGUCUCAUGGACACGCUCACCUAUACAGAAUUCAAUAUAGUGGUAGCAAAAGUUUCUCGCGAUUAUCUCGGAAACUAAAUAUUAGCGACAUUCUUUUUUAAACGGAAAAGUUGUUCGAAAUGUGCAAUCCUUGCAACAUUUGACAGUUUUAUUAAAAUAGGUUACUGCGAGGAUCGUAAUUCUAUCGUGUUUAGUAUCAUUUCAAUCAGAAAAACAUAACAAACAUGAUGGCGAAAGUUUUAUUCAUUAAAAGUGAGAAAUAAAGAAGUUUGAUUUUUAAGUUAAACGUAUCAAGCUCAUCGUGAGCCUUUAAAGUUGCUGAACGCUUUGACUCUCAGUUUUUCAUUCUUUUUCCUUUACUCGCGUUGUUUUUUUUUCUACGCCCGCCAUGCUAAAAUCUUCGUUCCUUGGGGUGGAUUCGAUUCUAUCUUCAUAAUUGCAACCUUCCGGUCCCGUUGAGUGCUGCAAUUAUUCAAUGUUCAUUCAAUUAAAAGUGUGGUUACACUAUAUCUAGCUGUCCCAGUGAUCAAUCGUAAAUGUCGUCGAACGGACAAAGUACUGUGGGACCAAUGUUUCACUUUCGAGUCUUUGAUGUAAUUACCGCAGUAAAUUCAUUUAAACCGAAUUAAUAACGAGAUCGAUGAAUCUUUAUACUGGGUGAACUUAUUUCUUACACAGAAAAACUUGAAUACGACUUUAUAAAAUCUUGUCUAAUGAAUUAAUUACUUAUUGCUAUUCGUAUUUAAGUUGCACAGUUUUGAUACUAUUUGAUUUUCGAUUGCAGUAAACAAUGUAACCCCCGAUUUAUAUCGACUUACUUUCUUGGAAUUCAUUUCCUCAAAAAUGCAAGAUUCUGAUACUUUUCUUGACAUUUUUUUACUCAAAUUCUAUGUUUUUCUUUUUUAUAACGUGAAUUUUGUUUCAAGUAAUUUUCGUUUGAAAAGUCCAACCCUUAUACUGAAUAUAAAAUCCUGAAAUGCAAAUGGACAUUGCAGUACGACACAAAAGGAUGCAUAUCUCACUUCAUGAAACUGUUUCUGAUCGUAUUGUAAACUUUAUGUUUCGUUCAAAACAUGAAUAGAAACUUUUUCUUUUCCGUUUUUUAUACUUCAUAAGAAAUCAUUAUUUGUAUAAUUAUUUGCAUUGCAUUUUGUGUGAAAAGAAGCAAAGAAAAUUCUGUUUCUAUAGCGAGCAUAUUGCAAUUGAACUUAACGUUGAUAUUAAUGUGAGAAAUAUACAACGUGUUAAUUCAAACAUGUAAGCGUAUAAUACAAAGAGGAAUAUUAUUUUCAUGAUUUUAGUACUCGGAUUUUAUACUUUCAUCUGAAUUCGGUAUUACGGAAUAGCAGAUAGAAUAAUUACGAAUGAUACGUCAAACAGUGAAAAAUACGUACAAUUGAUUGACGAAUAAAUGAAUAGGUUUGCAUUGACAAUCGCUAACGAACAAUUUGUUUCUAGUAGAAUUGCAGCUGUUCAUAAAACAAAUUGCGAAGAUACAAAAGUAUUGAAUUAAUUAGAAUACAUAUGUUUAGAAUGAACCAGUAUGUUUUUAUGACAUUAAUGUGAUCGAAAGGAUUCGAAUAUAACUAAUUAAUAGCUAUAGCUGUACAAGCCGAAGAAACAAUUUCAAAUAUUUAACGAAUUGAAAGAAUGUGUUAUAUACAAUUGAUAUAGGACAAAUCAAUGAUAUACUUGCAGACUGUGUAUAUUUAAUUUGAAAUGCCUUACUAGGCAUUAUAUAUGCGAACGAAAUCACAAAAGAUAUUAAAAAUAUUAUUCAUUUUUUCAAUGUUGUUGGAUACAAAUUUGGUAUAAAUUUACUAACGGAAUUAAAAUAAUUUGUUUUUCUAUUAUACAUUAAACUCGUUAACAGCAAAAUGGUAUGUUACUUUAAAAUUAAGUAAAAAUAAUAUUUAUUGGAUGUGAUAUCUUUUUGUCACGUACUGUAGAAAUAAUAAUAAUAAUGACGACGAUGAUAGUGAUAAUAAUAAUGUAACACGGGAAAACAUCUAUUAGUGUCAAAGCCAUUGAUAAAUUGAUUUCGCUGCACUGGCAAGAUUUUUAUGUCACGAUGCCACUUUAUUUAGAAAGUAACGGUUGAGAUCUCGAUAAUUUAAGCCGCGUAUAGUGCUACAUAUAUUUGUAUCUUGAUGCAUGCUCUGGACGAUAUUCAGAUCGGAAACAAUGCAACGAUACAUGUACAGUCUUUUAAUAUCACGACGAAUGCAAACUGUACGCACAUUUAUCGUGCUAGACCGUAAAGGACAUGUCUGUCUCGAUAUAUUAUAUGUAAUAACAUUAAUUGUAAAGCUAUUGAAAUAAGGAAGGAAAUUUGCCUGGAUCAAUAAGAACCAGAUUUGUUUCUUCCGACAGCUAAACAGCGGUACAGAUACGUUAAAAAAUAUGAGAACUGGAGGUGGCUCUUGAACAAUUUUUAAUAUCCUCACAAAAAUUUCACGGAAUUGUUAAGAUUUUACGGAUAUAGUGACUAGUUAACAGUGGGCAAUGACAGGUCACCGUUUCGAUGUAUGAUUCUACGAACGAUUUAUUUAUAAAAAUAUAACAUCACGGGAAGAUUCACUGUCUAGCAACUAGUUCACCGUCUGAUCAGACUGUGCGAAGAAGUUUCAAGAAUGGUCCUGUAGACGCCAGUUGAUUUAUUCUUUACUUCGAUCAACCAUUACGCAAUUAGCUUGAAAUUCAUUCGUUGAUUCACUGACCUGCCAAUACAUUAAUCAGCGAAUGGGAACCAAAAUUCGAAAGGUUACGUCGAGUCUAAGGUAAAAGCAAAUCGAUCGGUUACACUUUUCGUCCAUUGAAGCUUUCAUACGGUGAUGUUUCCGUAAGGAAAAUUUAACAACGUUAAGAGUAAAUCUAACCAGGUUUUAAUCCCUGUUAGGGAAAUCAUAGGUAAUAGAUGUAAGGCAUUGAUUAGGACAUAUAAAAUUGUCCGAGCACUGGCGAUAGUUUACUCGAAUAUUUCGAUAAACGAGAGGAUUCAUAUCCUAAGCUAAGAAUAAGACUUGAAAAUCUAACGAAAGAAAAGGAGAGAGGGAAGACGCGAGGAUAUACGUAUGAAGCGAACUACAAAGACAUGAUGAGGAAUUCAGUGGAAUUCGCAAUGGCAAAUGUUCAUAGAUUGAAGAUCGGCGAGGUUAAUUAGAAUCAACUUAAGCAUCAUUUAAGAAAUACGCGCUCAAGGACCAAGAUUUAAUUAAUUCGAAAAGGGAAGUUAAGAAUUUUAACAGGAAUCGAACGUAAUAAAGAUAAAAGGAAAUACAAAACACGAAGAUAAUGUUUUCAACUGUGAGAUAUCAUUAACUAAUUCACUGAAUAAUCAUCUGAAUCUAAAACUCGAUUAGUAGACGUUUCAAGAAAUAUGAGGGAAAAGAUAGAAGUUUUCAACGCUAAUAUACCUACUUAUCAGAAAUAAUAUUUGUCUGAAAUUAUUACCAUGCGAAAGAAGCAUUAUUUAUUCAAACAAAUCUCCUCUAACAAUUAAGGAAAUCAAUCCCGAUAUUAUUGAUCUGAUAUUAGUCGUUGCACUUACGAAUGUUCGUUUCACGUAUACGUUUCACUAAUUUCUCUCGGCACAGAUACGUCGCCGCUCCAGAAAUACAUUCGAAUCUAGCGAUCGACUAAUCUGUUACACUUCGAUCACAGGUACCAAUUUGAUCCAGUAAUAUUACUUUACAGUUAAAACGACAUAUUGCAGAGCCUCGAUUAAUCGGUUUAACCGGAAGGCUGAUAGCCUGGAUAAAUUGAGACCUGAAGCGAAGAAACUGAAAAUAUAGAAAUACAUUCCGUUUUACGAUAUGUAUGUUUACAAGUAGAUACAUUCCCUUUUGAUUUUAUUAAAUUUUCACUUAGAAGUGUUUCAUCAUGUUAUUUUGCAUCUUUAACGGCAUUUAUUCCGGUGUGUCGUUACAUUGUUCCAAAUAUAGGAAACGUAAGUUCUAUCUCGCACUCUUUGCAAGAAUUCCUAACGAAGCCGUGAAAAAGAUAAUAAAGAAAGAUGUUAUCUAUGUGUGCGUCUGUAUUUAGCUGGAAAUGUCGAAGAACCUAUCAUGUAAUGGACUUUCUCAAUGUUAGGAACAACAAGGCGACAUAUUCAAAGGUGUUACAUGCGUGCAUAAAGGUGCAUCAUUCUACAUUCUGUAAACUGUAAAAGUAAACUUGGCUAUCAUGUUUUAUGUGAUACAUACGUUUCUGUUACCGAAAGUGACAAGUUAUGCAGUAGUGAAUUUUGAAUGCCUUAUUUUUUACAUAAUCCUAUUAUACCAGAUAACCGAGACUCUGAGUAAUCAAGACUACGGAUAAUCGAGGUCCCAUUGUAUCGAAUUUUCAUCGAAUUUUCAUCGAAUUUUCAUCGAAUUCCAUACAAUGACACACCUCGUUCAAUGAUUCAUCAAAGACAGCGAUUGUAGACGUUUAAAUAAAAUUUCUGAUUCGAGUAACAGUGAAUAACGUAUUAGAAAUGAAUAAUGUUAGAGUAUAUCAUGAACGACGUAUAAUUUCAAGUGAUUUCGAUCAAAGCUAAUGGAUGGGUACAUAGUUUAUUCAAACUGUUUCAACUUAAAUAAUUGUUAAGUAUUUAUGUAACUGGAGCAUGUAUUAUUUUGUAUUAGCUUAAAAGAUAGCCAAUCAGUAGACAAUCACUGUUUUCUGAUUCUGUUCUUGUAGUUUAAGUUAUCUUUAAAUAAUACGUUUUACUGGAUGUAAUCUAUCGGAAUAUCGUCAAUGUGUAACAUUCAUAAUGUUUUAGCGAACUUUGUCCGUGCUGUGAAAAUUGAUUACCAGAUAAGGUCAAAUUUGAACUAUUUGUUGGUAAUUCUUAAUAACUAAAGGAUUUUUGUCAAUCGACAAAGCUGUUCGAAUACGAUGCAACAUGGUGUUUUUUGUUGCAGAACUUAAAUGAUCCAUCGAUUUGAGAUUAUUACUCUUGAAUGUUGUUCUUAUGGCCGUCUCUAGUCACUACAGACCAGAGAAUAGUCCCAUGCAGCCCGAUAGUUGUGCAGUUUAUCCUCUUGAGUAGAUAAUAUUUAUAGGCGUCCGGUCUCAAGCGUAUACUGUAUACAGGUCUGAGAACUACUUUCGAGGGUUGCUCUCGUCUCGACGCGGACUUGUAAUUUUAUAAUUUUAUAAUUUUAUAAUUUUAUAAUCUUAGUUUUAACCUUAGGAAGAUCAAGUAACUUAUCUCUGUAACGAACCAUUUCUUUUCUUUUAUUGUUUACUUUCCAGACUAGCGAUAACGCGUUUUUAAUCUUUUGGUUAUGUCUUUAGUCUUCUCUAAUUCUUUAGUCUUCCUAUGGUUAAACUUCCUUUUGUUCUCUCGUUUUUUUGCGUAUGUCCACCGAUAAUUCUAUACCGAAUUAUAUGUACAUAAAUGCAUUUUCAACGGAUGUGUCCGAUUUCACAUACAUUGCAUUUCAAAUCAUCAGAUGAGACAGCUUCGAUCCGUUUGGUGUUCCAAAGUCACUUGUACGGAACAUUUAGUGUCCAGUGACUGAUAAAGCAGUACUGUUAAGAUAGCUUGUAAUUUUAAUAUUCUAUAUUCCAUUUUAUAAUGUCUUGGGUAUUUAAUUAUGAUACAUAAAUAUAUAAAUAUAUAUAUAUAUAUAUACAUAUACACGCUAGCUUUAGACGGCAGGAUUUUCGAAAACGACUUGGUCAAACAUCCAUUUGCGAUUCGAUAACGCUUUCACGUAAGUGAAGUGGUUGAAUGAAUUUUAUUAAAUGCGCCAGUAGAACACUUAAAACAUUUUUAGUUAUCGGUCGUUUUCGAAUAUCUUCAAUAAAAAAAAAUUGCCACGCUCGGGCGCUACCAUUCUGUGAUCCAAUGAAAAAUUAAUUAAACUCAUACCGAGAAUACGUGAAUAAUGUUCUUUCGAAGAAUCUUAUUCUGUACAUAUAUAUUAUUAUACAUCUCUACCUUUUUUAAAUUGGUGCACUGUACAUUAAUAAGUGACAAUUGAAUAGGGGAAUAGAAGGGGG